Elgaria multicarinata webbii is the source of this 3083-nucleotide messenger RNA. RefSeq names its product RAP1 GTPase activating protein 2 (gene RAP1GAP2). Gene Ontology annotation, cellular component: cytoplasm; plasma membrane. The coding region runs from base 86 to 2305 and encodes 739 amino acids. Gene Ontology annotation, biological process: activation of GTPase activity; regulation of small GTPase mediated signal transduction. Lineage: Eukaryota; Metazoa; Chordata; Lepidosauria; Squamata; Anguidae. The record is from RefSeq and is a predicted model, not a curated record. Gene Ontology annotation, molecular function: GTPase activator activity. The transcript is spliced from 24 exons.
GGAGGUCUGUCCUUUUUAAAACCAGGUCUCUUGCCAAGGCUGCCGCGACUCUGGCUGCACAAUCUGUAGAAGUGUCACCUUAGCUAUGUCACAACCUCCCGGUAGGAUGCAUUCGAAAAGAGCAGGAAUACGAGCAGCUGUUGUACUCAUAGGUUUGUUACACAAGUCCCGAAAGCAAAAUAAAGAAAAAAGGAAACAGGAGGUGCUGAGCAACACGGAUGUGGCAGCCCCAGAGAGACCUUUAUCUCCACCUUUCACUGCUCCACCAAGCAUGAAGUCUGCAGAGUUCUUUGAAAUGUUAGAAAAAAUGCAGGCGCCUAAAUCAGAGGAACAAAGAAGCGGAAACCAGAAAAAUAAGGAGGACUAUAUUCCUUAUCCCAGCAUCGAUGAGAUAGUGGAGAAAGGCAGCCCCUAUUCCUUAAUCAUCUUACCCCAGUUUGGGGGCUACUGGAUUGAAGACCCUGAGAACCUCAGCACACCCACCUCAUCGGAUAGUAGCAUCUGCGAAGAAGACGAGGAGCAGCUGAGCCCCAGUACUUACAGCUACAAGCUAGAGUGCAAAGGUGAAGCCAGGGCAUACCGGAAGCACUUCUUGGCAAAGGAUCAUUUAAAUUUUUACUGCACAGCCAGCAGCCUGGGAAAUUUGAUCCUUUCCAUUAAAUGCGAAGAGGCAGAUGGGAUCGAAUACCUACGGAUUAUACUCAGGUCGAAAGCAAAAACGUUGCAUGAAAGAAUCCCUUUGGCUGGACUUAGCAAGCUACCGAGUAUCCCACAGAUUGCAAAGGCUUUCUGCGAUGAUGCGACCGGACUGAAGUUUAACCCUGUUCUCUACCCCAAGGCAUCACAGAUGAUAGUAUCCUAUGAUGAGCAUGAGGUCAAUAACACAUUCAAGUUUGGUGUGAUUUACCAGAAAUUUAAGCAGACCCAAGAAGAAGAGUUGUUUGGGAACAAUGAAGAGAGUCCCGCAUUCAAGAAUUUCUUGAGUUUGUUGGGAGAUACCAUCACACUUCAGGAUUUCAAGGGCUUUCGAGGCGGUCUGGAUGUCACUCAUGGCCAGACAGGCACAGAGUCUGUGUACACGGUGUUCAGGGACAGAGAGAUUAUGUUUCAUGUCUCCACCAAACUUCCCUUCACCGAGGGGGAUGCACAGCAGCUUCAGAGGAAGAGACAUAUCGGCAACGACAUUGUGGCAAUUAUAUUUCAAGAAGAAAACACUCCCUUUGUCCCGGACAUGAUUGCCUCGAAUUUUCUACAUGCCUACAUUGUUGUCCAGGCCGAAAACCCUGAAAUGGACAAUACAUCCUACAAAGUAGCGGUCACUGCGCGAGAAGACGUCCCUUCGUUUGGGCCUUCGUUGCCAAGCCCCCCUGUAUUUCAGAAAAACUCAGAAUUCCGGGAGUUUCUUCUCACCAAACUGAUCAAUGCCGAAAAUGCCUGCUGCAAGUCAGACAAAUUUGCAAAGCUUGAGGACCGGACGCGAGCUGCCCUGUUGGAUAACCUCCAUGACGAACUCCACGUCCACACACAGCUGAUGCUUGGCCUGGGAUCUGAGGAAGACAAGUUGGAGAAUGGAGGCCAUGGAGGAUUCUUGGAAUCAUUUAAGAGAGCCAUCCGAGUCCGUAGUCAUUCCAUGGAAACCAUGGUUGGAAGCCAGAAGAAACACCAGAGUGGAGGAAUCCCUGGAAGCCUGAGUGGGGGGAUUGCACACAACAGUGUCGAAAUAACCAAGACCACCUUCUCUCCUCCAAUCGCAGCAGCAACAGCCAAGAAUCAAUCCAGGAGUCCCAUCAAGAGGCGGUCAGGGUUGUUCCCCCGUUUGCACACUGGAUCAGAAAGCCAGGCAGAACCCCGGACUCGAUGUGACAGUGCCUCGGGAACACCAAAGACUCCCGAAGGAGGCCAUCCUUCCCAAGAAGUGAAGUCGGAAGCCUCUUCGAACCCAAGCUCUCCAGAGAUCUGCCCCAACAAAGAGAGGCCGUUUAUCAAACUCAAAGAGAAUGGAAGGUCAAAUAUCUCCCGUUCGUCCUCCAGUACCAGCAGCUUCAGCAGCACAGCAGGGGAGAAUGAAAAUAUGGAAGAAUACGAAAGCCUGGGCAGCCUGCCCUCCACGGCAUCACCUUUCAAGCAAGACGUCUUCAUCUACAGCCCUUCCCAAAGCAGCGAGAGCCCAGUGUUAGCAUCGGCUUCAACCCCAGUGAUCAUGAGUAGGAGCCCUACAGAUAUCAAGAGCAGGAAUUCUCCGAGGUCAAAUCUAAAAUUUCGCUUUGAUAAACUUAGCCAUUCAAGUUCCGGUCCAACACACUAGCUGAAGGGCAAGUCUAUGGGCCUGGAAAAAGGGCAUUUCUGUUCCGUUUUUUCCUUUCUUUUCUUUUCUUUUGUAAGGGGGAAAAAUGCUCUGUGCGAAUGACAGCAUCUAUCUACGGCACAAAGCCCCACGGCCACGUAUGAAUUGAAGCAGAUGUUCACUGAAGCAGAUGUUUCCAUGAGACCGCAAAGAAACUGUUAUCUUCUCCUCAAAGAGAGAAGAGGCCUCUGGUGAGGAGUCAAACAGGUUGUGGGGCUCUCAUACUCCUGCCCCAUCUCUGUGGAUUCAAAGGACGUUGCGUGGAGGAGAUGAGUUUUCCACCACAUAUACUUGAAUCAGCUUCUCUCCUCUUUCAUUUGGUAUUUCAACACUUGCUAAACUUCUGUGCUCUGUGUACUUAAUUGUCGCUGUUUGACUUAAACUCACGAGCUGCUCUUUUUGUCUACUUUUUGAGAAAGUCGUUUUGGUAAAUAAUAAUUAUAAUAUUAAUAAUAAUCCUUAGUUGUAUUGUGGGCUAGUUUCUUACCUAUCUGGGUCUUGAUAGCCUAGUUUCAAGUGCCCUUUCCCCCUUUAUGCUAACGUAACCUUCAGUCAGACUUGACUAUUGCAAUGUUCUUGCUGUGGAUUUUUUUUUCACUUGAAGACAACUUCAGCUAGUGCAGAAUGUGACAUCCUACCUAAAGUCAUAACGUAAGCCCUGCUGGAUCAGACCAAAGGUCUACCUUGGCAGAAUCCUGUUCCUCAUCAUGGGCAUCUAGAUACCUCUAGGAGAGAGGUG